GCAGACAGAGAGGGGAGAGAGCCUGCUGACGCUCGGACUCCAUGGAGAUGAGCAGGAGAAACACAAGACAGCUUGGGAUCAACAGACUUGUCUGCUGUAGGAUGAUUGGCGGGUUCCUGUCCUGACACUGGGAGCAGAAUGCCUGGCGUUCCCUGUGGGGCCUCACCUCACCAUGCUGUGGCCAUCAACUGCUGCCUCCUCUUCCUCCUCCUCUUUCUUCUCCAGGCUGCGCUUGGUCAGAAGCCGGCCAAACUGCCCCUGGUGGACCGCAAACCCUUUGUGGCGGCCUGGAACGCCCCACUGGAUAUGUGCACGCUCAAGUACAACAUGAGCAUCAACCUGGAGCUCUUCCAGAUAUCGGGCAGCCCACGAUCUGUGCACAGAGGACAGAAUGUCACCAUUUUCUAUGCCAAUCGGCUGGGCCAUUACCCCUUCUACAACGAGGAGGGAACACCCGUCAAUGGGGGCCUGCCGCAAAACUGUAGCCUGGAGGCCCACCUGCGCAAAGCUCACCAGGACAUCUGCCACUUCAUUCCUGCGGAGGAUUUCCAGGGCCUGGCCGUCAUCGACUGGGAGUACUGGCGCCCGCAGUGGAGCCGCAACUGGCACAAGAAGGACAUUUACCGGCAGCGCUCGCGCGAGCUGGUGACGCAGGCCUACAUCAACGUGACGGAGGAGCAGGUGGAGGAGCUGGCGCGACGCCUGUUUGAGAAGAGCGCCCGGGCCUUCAUGAAGAAGACCUUACAGCUGGGCACCCAGACCCGGCCCAACGGCCUCUGGGGCUACUACCUGUACCCCGACUGCCACAACUACAACGUGCACGAGAAUGACUACAGCGGCAACUGCCCCCUGCUGGAGAGCCUGCGUAAUGACGAGCUGGAGUGGCUCUGGAGCAGCAGCACGGCCCUCUUCCCCUCCCUGGCCAUCCGCAAGGCCAUGGCCGACAGCACGCGCAACAUGCACUUCUCCCAGAACCGGGUGAUGGAGUCGUUGCGUCUGGGGGCGCUCACCUCGCUGCCCUACGAGCUCCCCACCUACGUGUACACACGGCUGGGCUACAGGGACGAGGCUAUGGCCUUCCUCACCCAAAAAGACUUAAUUCACACCAUUGGGGAAAGUGCAGCCCUCGGUGCUGCAGGUUUUGUGAUCUGGGGAGAUCUUAACCUCACCUCAUCAAGAGUCAACUGCUCUAAGGUGAGGGCCUUCAUGAACUACCGACUGGGUCAGUACAUCACCAAUGUGACGCGGGCGGCCGAGGUGUGCAGCGAGUACCUGUGCCAGUCCAACGGCCGCUGUGUGCGGAAGGACCCCAGAGCCCUGCACUACCUGCACCUGAGCAAGCCCAGCUACCGCAUCACGUCCCUGAGGAACGGCUCCUUCAGCGUCACCGGCCAGCACUCCGCGCAGGACUACCAGACGCUCAGCCAGAGGUUCCAGUGCCACUGCUACCAAGGCUACGGAGGAGAGCGCUGUGACAGCCUGGACAGAGACAAAGACAAAGAGAGGGAGAAGGAGGAGGAGGAGGAGGUGGUGGAGGAAGGCGGUGAAAAGGAGACAGAGGGAGAGAAAGAGAAAGAGGAAGAAGAAGGGAAGGAGGAAGAAAAAGGGAAGAAGGAGGAAGAAGAGAAAACAGAGGAGGCGAAAGGAGGAGGAGCAGAUGGACGAGAGGACAGAGAGUGCUGCCCCACAGACCUCACACACCGCUGGGCUCAUUAUUCUCCUCCUUGUGCUUCACUUGUGUGUGUGAGCUUCAGGUUCUUGUGUUUGUAUUUUACACAUUGGUAGGACGAGCUGAACUGAUUAGGAUGAGCUGUCCUUUAGGAAUGGAUAUUCCCACUCUCUGCAGAUGGCACAUGAGAUGACUUAUUUUUGUAUCGAGUAACUUCAGGGUAUGUUAGCGCAUAAUUGUGAGUGUAUCUGUAGGCAAAAUGACGUAUAUGUUGCAUACCAAAUUAAGAUGAAUGAGUUUAUGCAAUGCCACAAUUUGACAGACAGCUGUAUCAUGUGUUUGCACCCACACAUACCUCAGAUGCAGCAUGUCCCACAGAUGCUAUCAGAGCUGCAGAAGUAAAGGUGUGCUCAUGCAUCUUGCUUCUGAGGAGACAAUUCCUGUCAUGCAACUAUGCACUUCAGUAUCAUUGAUUAAAGUGACUUCAGAUUCCUUUCUUGGGGGAACUGGGCGGAGAACUGGAAGGACUUGACCGAUGCAUUUUUUAAGAGGGACUCUGGUACACGUCUGGACAUCUUUUCCAUGGUAGCACAGAGUUUGCCUUUGUGGUGUUCUUGAAUGUCCUGCUCACUGUGAUGGCCAUCUAAACUCAUAUUUAGGUACAAGAGGGACAGAUAGGCCAAUGUGGAGGAUGGUCUUGGCUGUAGUAUUUAAUGGUUAAAUACUUUAAGGCUGGAGCCGUCUGGACAAGACCAUUUCUGGGUUGGUGUGAUUCCGUCAUUUAUUCAUAGAAAGUCCUGAUGGCAAUUGCCAUGACAAAGCUUGCUUUUAGAGACGGAGGGUGAGUUGAGUGUAACAUAAAGCACAUCAACAAUACAUGUAGAAUGAAGAUUAGUGUCGUGUACUGAAUAUAUAAUCACAAUAGCUUUAUUUCAGGAAGCCUUUGACGUCUUAAAAUACCAUCACACUUGAUUGUACAGUACUUCUCUAACUAUUUGUUAAAGAAAGACAUUGAAUGUAACCAGACCAUCAAAUAUCACACCUUUUUUCACCAAUAAGCUUCAUAAAUGUUACUUGUUGCAUUAUCAAACAUUUGUUUUUUUAUGUCUAGAAUCAAACAAAUAAUCAUCAUAGUAUUUGUCAUUUAUAGACGAGUCCAAAUAUGAACAUACUGUUAUUGUUAUUACAGCCAAAUUAUGCACAUAAAUAAUGCCAAUGAAUAAAACCUGGUACUGCCUUGCUGCAUUCUCAAUACAGCCAGUGGAAACUGAGGUCCAAUUCAUACAUGGAGUUCAUAGAGUAUCUUGGGCAAGGCAACACUUGCUUCAUUCAUUCAUCUCAACAUUAAUGAUUAUUUUGUACAAUUUAUACAAACCUGUUUAUGCAUAGAUGUUUUCAGUAUUCAAUACCAAAUACACUAUGACGACAAUGCAAUGUGUGAUAAAUGUUGCUUGAAUGUUGAUGCACUGCAAAUAAAUGGUAAUCGUUG
This is a messenger RNA of Alosa alosa (allis shad), 3158 nucleotides long. It is a transcript of the gene hyal4, whose product is annotated as hyaluronidase-4. Bases 139 to 1785 code for a protein of 548 amino acids. Gene Ontology annotation, biological process: carbohydrate metabolic process; hyaluronan catabolic process. The transcript is spliced from 4 exons. The record is from RefSeq and is a predicted model, not a curated record. Gene Ontology annotation, molecular function: hyalurononglucosaminidase activity. Lineage: Eukaryota; Metazoa; Chordata; Actinopteri; Clupeiformes; Clupeidae.